AUGUGGAAACAACGAUCCCGAGCUUUGUGGCUGCAUGAAGGUGAUAGCAAUACUCGUUACUUCCAUAGUAAAGCAUCCCAUAGGUUUAGGAGAAACAGAAUUGAGGUGUUGGAAAAUCAUAGGGGGGAAAAAUGUGAGGAUGAAAAUGGGAUUGCAAAUAUUUUGGUAGAUUUUUACCAAAGUCUCUUUGCAUCUUCCUUACCAGAUCAGAUUGAGGAAGCCUUAGUAGCCACUCCUACGGUGGUAUCAGAAGAGAUGAAUCAGGCACUUGUAGCACCUUUUGAAAGAGAGGAAGUGGAAUUGGCGCUGAAGCAAAUGGAUCCCCUAAAAGCACCCGGACCGGAUGGCAUGCCACCUCUUUUUUUCCAGCACUUUUGGCCAGCCAUUGGAGAUGAUGUGGUGGAGGCCGUACUUACUUGCCUCAAUUCGGGCUCUAUACCUUCCUCAAUAAACCGAACCUUCAUCACUCUCAUUCCAAAGGUCAAAAGUCCGGUAAGAGUCUCUGACUACCGCCCUAUUGCUCUAUGUAACACUCUUUAUAAGCUUAUUUCUAAGGUACUAGCAAAUAGACUCAAGACUAUAUUACCAUGUGUUAUAUCUGAUACUCAAAGUGCUUUUCAAUCUAGCAAAGCAAUAUCUGAUAAUAUCCUGGUAGCCUUUGAGACUUUGCACCAUAUGAAGAACCAAAAAUCGAAGAAGGGGUGUUUUAUGGCUUUGAAACUAGAUAUGAGUAAGGCGUACGACCGGGUGGAGUGGGUGUAUCUGGUAAAAAUAAUGGAGAGAUUGGGUUUUUGUGAAAAGUGGGUGUCCCUUGUCUAUGAAUGUAUUAGCUCUGUCUCAUACUCUAUCUUGGUAAAUGGUGAAUCAAGGGGUGAUAUUAGACCUUCAAGAGGUCUAAGGCAGGAAGACCCUUUGUCCCCCUACUUGUUCUUAUUAUGUUCGAAAGGUUUGAAUAGAAUGCUUCAAAGGGCAGCAGCGGAGGAUGGUAUUAGGGGCUUCUCUUUAUGCAGGAGGGGACCAAAAAUUUCUCAUUUAUUUUUUGCUGAUGAUAGCCUGUUAUUUUGUAGAGCCUCUUUGGAAGAUUUACAGGUUAUUCAAAAUAUUCUAUCAUUGUAUGAGAAAGCCUCAGGCCAAAAGUUAAACCGUGAGAAGACAAUCAUUUUCUUCAGCAAGGCAGUUCAUGGAGACACAAAGAAUCAACUCUCAAACUUUCUACAGGUACCCGAGGUUAAAGAAUAUGAAAAAUAUCUUGGAUUACCAGCGGUGGUGGGCAGAAAUAAGACGGAAAGCCUUAAUUAUAUAAAGGAAAGAGUUUGGAGCAAACUCCAAGGGUGGAAAGAGAAGUUGUUGUCCCAAGCGGGUAGAGAGAUUUUGCUCAAAGCCGUGGUGCAAGCAAUUCCCACCUUUGCUAUGAGCUGCUUCAAAUUACUUGUGUGGAGACUGCUUAAGGAUCAUAACUCCCUAUUCUUUCGUGUAUUCAAAGCAAAGUACUUCCCAAAUGGUUCAAUUUUUGAAGCCCAUUCAGCUGGGGGUUCAUAUGCCUGGCAGAGCAUUCUCAAAGCCAGAAGGGUGAUUUCGAUGGGGAUGCAAUGGAGGAUUGGGGAUGGCAAAAGUAUAAAUGUUUACAAUGAUAGCUGGCUGCCUGGGAAGGGAUCGAAAAAAAUUCUUUCUCCAAAGUCGGGUGCGCUGGAAGGUGCACGGGUUGCUGCCCUCAUAAAUCCUAAUACAAGGACCUGGGAUCAAAAUGUGUUACAGCAACAUUUCUUGAGCUUCGAGGUUAGCCGUAUCCAAGCCAUCUCACUGUGCUGGACUGACCAAGAUGAUUGUUUAAUUUGGCCGGGGUGCAAGGACGGUAAUUACUCAGUUAAAACAGGAUACCAGCUCCUGUGUGAAUCUGCAACUUUGGGUGAUGCAUCAAGCUCGGAUAGUUCGAAGCAAAGCCUCUUCUGGAAACGUGUAUGGAAGUUACAAAUCCCAAAUAAAAUAAAAGUGUUCCUUUGGCGGGUGUGUUCAAAUGCAUUGCCAACCUUGGAAAACUUGAAGCGGAGAAAGAUAUUGGAUGAUGCAAAAUUCAAGGCAUGUCUUGCGGCUGAGGAAGAUACUCUCCACGCUAUCUGGAGUUGCGAGAAGCUUCAACAUAUUUGGUUCCCCUGUUUCAGCUGGGUCCAAACAGAGCAUCCGCAAAUUCCAGAUGUACAGGAGCUUAUUUCUUGGGUCGGACAAUGGAUUGACAAGCUGGAACUUUUUGCGGUCGUGGCGUGGUUUAUAUGGAAUCACAGGAACAGGCUGCGCUUGAAUGAGAAGGGCUUAGCUUCGGACAGAAUUUUACAAGCAGCUAUGGCAUAUCUUACGGAGUUUCAAGCAAAGCUUCCCAAGGUAGCCCCAAAACCAUCUAAGGGUCAUGUACGUUGGUGUCCUCCUAUGGGUGAUCGGUUCAAGACAAAUUAUGAUGGGGCUGUGUUCUCUGAAUCGGGGGAGGCUGGUUUAGGGGUGGUGUUUCGGAAUGCAAAGGGUGAGGUCAUCGCUGCUCUUGCCGAGAAGAUUCUGUACCCGGGCUCGGUGGAAGUGCUGGAAGCUUUGGCUGUGAGAAGGGCUGUAAACUUCAUUGUAGAACUGGGCAUUGCAGGUUCGGAAUUUGAGGGAGACUCGGAAGUAGUGUGCAGAGCUUUGAGGUCUACAGGGUCAGGCCACUCAUCCAUCGGCCAGAUUCAAGGAAAACCUAGUGUGUACUUCUUGGUUGUCCCAAUCCAACGUGAAUGCUUCUUUUUCAUGGGUGUCCCUUCUUCUGAGGCUGUAGUUUGCUUUCAAGAAGCUCUGAGAGCAGAACUUGAAGAGGAGGAUGGGAUGGGUGUGGGUGUUGGAGUGGUUGAGAUGAGAGGAAAUGAAGUUAGGGUCUCGGAUAAGGGAUAUCCAUUUUGUGGAGACGUAGGUGCAAGUUUGGAUGGAUUUGAUAGGUAG
Quercus lobata is the source of this 2958-nucleotide messenger RNA. RefSeq lists its product as uncharacterized. The transcript has 3 exons. The record is from RefSeq and is a predicted model, not a curated record. Gene Ontology annotation, molecular function: RNA-DNA hybrid ribonuclease activity; nucleic acid binding. NCBI's taxonomy places the organism in Eukaryota, Viridiplantae, Streptophyta, Magnoliopsida, Fagales, Fagaceae. Bases 1 to 2958 code for a protein of 985 amino acids.